UACUGCGGUGAAUCCAAAAGUUGUUCCCAUUAAUGGCUUAUGACUGCCGUUUAUAAACUGUUUACUAAUAUUUUAUAAAAUAUUAAUAAGCAAUUGAGUAACCAUUAAUAAAGUAGAUGUUGAUAUCAAAAUGUUGUAAGGGUAUUCCUCCUGAACCUUUCAACACAAUAAGAAAACAGUUUAAUGACACAUUGGUUCUCAGGUGACUUACACUGUACACCCCAUAAUGCCACAAGAAUCAGCCAAGACAAACAUUGUUUUACUUAUUUAACCACUACGUUUCUUUUCACAGAUUUAGUUCCAAACUUAACCAAAGAUCCACCACAUCCAGCCAAGAUGGAUAAAUUUCGUAUGAUGUUCCAGUUCCUCCAAUCCAACCAGGAAUCUUUUAUGAAUGGUAUCUGUGGUAUCAUGGCAUUAGCAAGUGCACAGAUGUAUUCUGCCUUUGAGUUCAGCUGCCCCUGUAUGCCAGAAUAUAACUACACCUAUGGGAUCGGACUGCUCAUCAUUCCACCUAUUUGGUUCUUUAUGUUGGGUUUUGUAUUGAAUAAUAAUGUGUCUGUGCUUGCAGAGGAGUGGCACAGACCCACAGGGAAACGGGGUAAGGAUCCAUCAAUCCUUCGCUACAUGUUUUGUUCAAUCACACAGAGAUCCUUGAUAGCACCUGCAGUAUGGGUGUCUGUCACUCUCAUGGACGGGAAGAGCUUCCUCUGUGCCUUCAGCAUCAACUUGGAUAUUGACAAGUUUGGAAACAGCAGUUUUGUGAAGGGGAUGUCAGAGACAGAGAAGCUAAAGCUGCUGGCAAGAAUACCAUGUAAAGACCUAUUUGAGCAUCAAGAAAUAAGAAUGGCAGCGUCAAGAUACAUCAAGUGUAUAUCACAGGCAUGUGGAUGGAUGUUUUUGCUCAUGAUGACCUUCACGGCCUUCCUGAUCCGUGCUAUUCGACCAUGCUUUACUCAGGCCGCCUUCCUCAAGACCAAGUACUGGUCUCAUUAUAUUGACAUUGAGCGCAAGAUGUUUGAUGAGACCUGUAAGGAGCAUGCUAAGAGUUUUGCCAAGAUUUGCAUCCAACAGUACUUUGCGACUAUCAGUGGGGAGAUGCACAGCUUCCACCAGCAUCACUCUAGCAGGGAUGACAGCGAUGAUGAAGAUGAAAAUAAGAAGAGAAGUGAUGAAGAAAAACUUCUGGGUAUAAGGGCCCAGGAUGAUAUGAAUAAAGUUUUAUGGAACUGGCACACCUGUAAGCCAGCUCUGGCUCUAAGGAAGGACCAAAUAGAUGGUGAAAAGAAUAGCAAACUGAAUGGAGAGGCCAGUGUAGCAGCAAACGGAUUUGUAAAGGGACACACCCAUGACGUAGACAAAAAGGAAUGGGCAGUGUAUUAUAGUAAGGUCUGACGAGCUCAAAAGGACAAUGAAAAGACUCUUCUUUAACUUUCAGUUAUAUUGUUGCAGAGUUCCAGGAAUCACUUUGUGUCUAUAUAUAGGGACAAGUUCAUAUUUAGUAAUUUAUCAAAGUUAGUUGGAAACACAAUGUUGUUGUCAAGUUUUUUGCAUCAUGGCAUAGAACAUAUAUAAAAUGAAUUUAGUGCAAUAUAUAGUUUGACUGGUCAAAAUGGGAAAAAAUGAAACUGUCACCAUAUUUAUUGUUCACUUUACUUGGGCAAUGUCUAACACUGGAACCUUUUACCUGUUACCCCAGCUAUAUUUUACCUAGAAGUCAUGAAUUACUGAAAACACUCUGCCAUUACUCUACAAGGUCUGUAAAUUCUAGUUAGCUGUAUCU
Messenger RNA from Scatophagus argus, 1783 nucleotides. RefSeq names its product calcium homeostasis modulator protein 1 (gene calhm1b). NCBI's taxonomy places the organism in Eukaryota, Metazoa, Chordata, Actinopteri, Scatophagidae. The record is from RefSeq and is a predicted model, not a curated record. The coding region runs from base 184 to 1395 and encodes 403 amino acids. The transcript is spliced from 2 exons. Gene Ontology annotation, molecular function: monoatomic cation channel activity.